This is a messenger RNA of Desarmillaria tabescens, 1424 nucleotides long. RefSeq lists its product as uncharacterized. The transcript has a single exon. NCBI's taxonomy places the organism in Eukaryota, Fungi, Basidiomycota, Agaricomycetes, Agaricales, Physalacriaceae. The coding region runs from base 52 to 1179 and encodes 375 amino acids. The record is from RefSeq and is a predicted model, not a curated record.
CGUAAUAACGCGGUUGCUCCUUCACCGUCACGUCAAAAACUCUUACCUCCAAUGUCGUCUUCACAAACGACCUCGGCUACUGGGGUCAUCACGACUUCAGCGACGUCGAGCUCGUCCUCUACAAUCUCUUCCUCUUCCUCGUCGUCGAGUUCGACAGAGGUCAGCAACAGUAGCAGCAGCAGUCCCACGAGCAGCAGCAGUAGCACCAGUGCAGAACCCACAGGCUCGACAACAUCCAAUGGUGAAACCACUUCCGGGACCAACACUGGUGCAACCGACACCGCAACCUCGGGGCAAGCUUCUGCUACCCAGAGCCAGAGCAAUAGCAAUGCUAGUUCCGGACAAAGUGGUACACAGAAUACCCAACAACAAACGUCUGCUAUCGCUACUACAAUCGUCGUUACCCUAUCCAAUGGACAGCAGGUGACAUCCACGUCCACCAUACCCGCAUCCUCUUCGUCCUCUUCCUCGUCCUCUUCCUCAUCAUCACCAUCAAAUACUGGUGCCAUAGUGGGUGGCACUAUAGGCGGUGUUGCCGGUCUUUCCCUAAUCCUCAUUGUCGUCUGGUUUUUCUACAAACGCCACCAAAAGAAGCGUUUCGAUGACCUCUUUGAUGGGAACUUCGACCCCGACAGGGUGGCGCGGCCCCCGGACGUUGGUGUCAAUGUAGAUCAGGACGAUGGCAUGGGCGGGCGGCUUGGCGGGACGGACAUCGGUGCCGGAGUGGUCUCGCCAUUCCCUAUGAGUGCGAGCACCGAGAACAGCCAUGGAAGCUCAGGACAGAGCUAUGGGAACUACUACAAUGCCUCGCCCGUGUCCCCGCCGCCGAUGUCGCAGUAUUCAGCCGAACCGCACCCUACGCUGUACAACCCGUAUACUACGCCGAUACCACAGUCUUUGAUACCCGGGGUUCCGCCCCAGUCCCAGCCCCAGCCCCAACCGCAGGUCCAGGCUCCUCCUUCAUCAGCUCCAUCUUCGAGCGGCGUGGGUGGAAUGUCGGCUAAAGAACGCGAGGCAAGGCAGCACAUGGGCGUCGUUAAUCCGGAUGACCGUUACGCGAGCUCAAGCGGUGUCAUCCAGCAUCAGGAUGCUGGUCCUAGUGAAAUUCCACCGGCGUAUGAUAGCCUGUUACCAGGACCUUCUGGCUCUGGCGCGGCUGGGUCGUCAAGUGGUCAAUAGUUGGAAGAUCGUCUGCGUGUUUCUUGACUGAUAUUGUAUCCUUCACUAGAUAUACCAUCCUAGUGCGAGUACUUAUCCCUCUAUAUAUUCAGAUGCUCUGGAAGUCAUUCUCUGUACAAAUAUCUUGUUUGACUGGUUCGAGUGUUAGUAAUAGCUUCAUGAAUGUUCCUAUAAUGCGGUGUUUAUUAUAAAAUCUACGUAAAAGUCUCUUCUCGGGACUCAUGAACUCUAACCUCGCAUUCGGA